AUGCUGCGGGAUUUGUGGCAGCGAUCGCUAUAUCAUCAGCCGAGACGAAGAGCCGAUUCCAAAAACUAUUGUCCAAAAGGAUUGUCCGAUUCGGAGGGAGUGUCAAGUGAUCGGCAACUGAAGAGUCCGGCGUCUAAUCACAAGCGUUCGCACAGUAAUAGUAGUCAACGAACGAUAGACAGCGGAAAGGACUCUGCAGUGAACAGUCCAUCGCUGUCGAGCUCCUGCUGUACGGAACCCUUCUUCUUACACGAACCACACAUGACUUCCAACGAUAGAGUAAAGCAAUUGUUCGAAAAGGAGAAACGAAACGGAGCUCUCGUCUCGCGGACUAAAGAGGAAUAUGCUCUCAAUUCAAAGAAUAAUAAACAUUUGGUGACAGCAGAAGUGCAUCAAAGCUCUGACGACUGUAUGAGUCUCUCGGAGUCAAGCGAUCCGAUGCCUGACUAUGACGUCGACGAACCCCCGAGUAAGACAUCGACGUUGAGCGCCAGACAUCACCCGAAACUGCAUCGGACACGCAAUGAGACGUACGACGCCCUAAACACCGGGCGAUCGCUAUAUCAUCAGCCGAGACGAAGAGCCGAUUCCAAGAACUAUUGUCCAAAAGGAUUGUCCGAUUCGGAGGGAGUGUCAAGUGAUCGGCAGCUGAAGAGUCCGGCGUCUAAUCACAAGCGUUCGCACAGUAAUAGUAGUCAACGAACGAUAGACAGCGGAAAGGACUCUGCAGUGAACAGUCCGUCGCUGUCGAGCUCCUGCUGUACGGAACCCUUCUUCUUACACGAACCACACAUGACUUCCAACGAUAGAGUGAAGCAAUUGUUUGAAAAGGAGAAACGAAACGGAGCUCUCGUCUCGCGGACUAAAGAGGAAUAUGCGCUCAAUUCAAAGAAUAAUAAACAUUUGGUGACAGCAGAAGUGCAUCAAAGCUCUGACGACUGUAUGAGUCUCUCGGAGUCAAGCGAUCCGAUGCCUGACUAUGACGUCGACGAACCCCCGAGUAAGACAUCGACGUUGAGUUCGGACGACAACGUCAGCCCAAACGGACACUUCGGUGUGUCGUCCAUAUCGUCAUCAGAGGUCUGCAGUACGAGUACUGAUGAGGGGAUCUAUCAAGAAGUGGAGGACGAGUUGACUGAAGAUGAGAGAGAGGGUCGACUCAAUUGUAGGCCAAUGGGACUCAAUGAGGAUAACGACCAAAAUAGCGUUAAACCCACAAUACCUGUGCCGUCGAUAGGCUGUGCCAAUAAUGAACUCAAGCGGCAAAAAAGUGCUGUUCUUUGCAGUGAAGAACUGAAAGAAGAAAAAAGGAGAGAGAAUUCAAGCGAAACCUUAUGUGAAACGAAUAAAUCAUUAGAAAACAAGCGAUUAAUUAAGGAAACAGUUUCUCAUAAAAGCAAAACCGAUUUAGACCACAAUUCACAGUCAAAUGGCAACAGUUCAACACCUCAUGUGUUACCGCCGCCACCUCCACCCCCACCCCCGCCGCCACCCAAUCAUACACUAUAUAUAUCGACACACGAAGACUCAAAGAGCGACAAAUCAAAUGCCAGCGAAAGGACCGCUCGAUAUGAAAAGUAUUCGUCCGCAAAGUCUAAAUUACCGGCCCUUCCAUUCAUUCCUCCGCAGUUCGCUUCGCCGCCGGACAACGACAUCAAUAUCCGUCCGUCGGAGUACUUGAAACACGUGGCGAACCGAACGGUAUCGGCGUUUCCGGUCCCCAAAUACGGGUAUUUGAAUCAACAAAACAAAUACUACGGAACUCAACGCAAAAUACAGAGAAGUGUUUCCGAGAAUCACUUGUAUAUGAAUAACGAUUACGAGAGUAUUAAAGGCAUUUCCGAUACAAGCGAUAACGAAGACGACGAAGACAUCAACUCUACGACCACUGAUAUCUACGGAUCCGAUUCUAAUGUCAGCGAAACCAAAUCCGUGGCCAAAAGUGAGCCAACAGUUGUGUCGUCAAAGAGUACGAUAUCGUCGAGUGUCUCCACAAUCUCUUCCGUCACAUUCAGUAUCACAAAAGAAGAGCUCCAAAAAGUGUCGCUCAAAAAGACAGAAAAGCCAACCAAUGAAAGAGCAGUUCUUCUCAGAAAAAAUGAUUUAAUAGAAGAACUGAAGGCAACGAAAGAUUUGGACGGAAUUAAGAAAGUGAAGGAACAGAAGAAGAAUAAAAAUGAAGUGAAGGAAAAGAUGGCAGAAAUUGCUGUCAAUUAUAACACAGAGAACUUCAUCGAUAAGAUUCCAGAAACGGACGCAAAAGGUCUACCGAUUCCUCUAUGGAAGCGACAAAUGUUGGCCAAAAAGGCGGCCGAAAAGGCCAAAAAAGAAGCCGAAGAAGACGUGGUCCGAGAGAUAGAGGAGAAAAGAGUGAACUCUAUUCCCGAGUGGAAGAAGUUGUUGAAAAAGAAAGAAGAAACCGCUAUAACUGCUCCUAAAUAUAUAAAGUAUUGA
Molecule: messenger RNA, 2454 nt
Organism: Medioppia subpectinata
Lineage: Eukaryota; Metazoa; Arthropoda; Arachnida; Sarcoptiformes; Oppiidae
Source: the annotation of a GenBank genome assembly